CGCCCUCUACUGGCCAGCCUCCUCCGGGUCCACUUGGCGAUCCGAUCGCAAAAGCACGCAUUUGAAACCCGAGUGUAAACGGGGGUGUGUCGUGUGCGAAGCCCUGCCCUCGGAAACGAGCUCCAACCCCUUGGCUCUCCGGGGGUCUCGGUCUCUUCCAGCCUUCCUUUUUUUUUUUCUUUUUUUUCUUUUUUUUCCUACGCGUGAAGCGAGGAGACUCGCGUUUCUGCACGAGGGAAAACACGUCGCCCGUCUCCAGUAGCGUCACACGCGUCCGGGGGAGGUUGGAGAGAAAAAUCGCUUCCUGAAAUGAUCUCCAUCAUCGUCGUCUGCUGUUUUCCCUCUCUCUCCGCUGUCCCCUCGUGAGAUCACCUCGCCUGGUGGAUUUUAUUAUUUAUUUAUUUUUUUCCGAUUUUUUUAUUUUUUUUAUCUCUCUUGUCGUGGUCUGCAUGUCCAGGCUACCGCGAUGAUCAGCAAAGUUAAAAACGCCAUGUCCACCCUGGUGGGGGGGAUGAUGCCCCACGGCCACCACCACCACCACCAGCAGCACCAGCAGCAGCACGCCGGCAACGGCCAGAGCGGAGCGGACGGCUUGCCGCCCCGCUUCCCCUACGGCCGCCCGGAUUUUCUGGACCUGACUCCGGAGCUGCUCCAGUACUCCACCGAGCACGCGUCCAGACCGGUGUUGACGCUGAAGAGGGACAGCAGGCUGCCCUGGCGCACCGGAUACGCAGAGGUGAUAAAUGCGGGUAAGAGCAUGCUGAACGAGGACCAGGCCUCCUGUGAGAAGCUGUAUGUGAAGAAACCGAGUGGCAAACACCGCAACUCCACUCUGCUGGAGGACAACGGGGACGGCACGGGGAUCCCUUUUCACUUUUGGGGCGUGUUUGACGGCCACGCGGGGUCGGGAGCCGCCAUCAUGGCCUCCAAGCUCCUCCACCGCCUCAUCAGAGACCGCCUGGGAGAGAUCGCCCACCUGCUGGAGAACCCGUCCAACCCGCCCCCGAUCUGCCUGGCAAAGAACGGCAGCCCCUACCAGGCUGAGAUGAAGAGGGGAGCGGCCACGGAGCCGGAGGACCCCGACGCCAUCAGCGACCCCUCGGUUCGGUUCCACAUGGAGAAAGUGGUCAGUCUGGAGAGCCUGGUGAUGGGCGUCAUCGAGAACGCCUUCAAGCAGAUGGAUGACCUGAUUGAAAAGGAGAAGGCCUCCUACACCAUCUCCGGCGGCUGCUGUGCCUUAGCGGCCAUCCAUCUGAUGGGGAAGCUGUACGUAGCCAACGCUGGAGACAGCAGGGCCAUAAUCUUACGAAAUGACGACAUUGUUCCCAUGUCCAGUGAGUUCACACCGGAGUCAGAGAGGCAGCGUCUGCAGUAUUUGGGCUUCCUGAGGCCGGAGCUUCUGGGUAAUGAAUUCACUCACAUCGAGUUCCCCCGCAGGAUCCAGCACAGUGAGCUAGGCAAGAAGAUGCUCUUCAGAGACCACACUAUGAUGGGCUGGGCUUACAAGACCAUCGUGGAGGACGAUCUGAAAUUCCCCCUUAUAUAUGGAGAAGGCAAAAAGGCCCGCGUCAUGGCAACAAUUGGAGUAACACGAGGACUGGGGGAUCAUGACCUCAAAGUGUACAACUCCAACAUCCAUAUUAAACCCUUCCUGUCAUGCUGCCCUGAGGUGAAGGUCUAUGACCUGGCUGAAAACAAGCACGGCCCAAACGACGUCCUGGUCAUGGGCACAGAUGGAUUGUGGGAUGUCACAACAGAUAGAGAGGUUGCGGAAGCGGUGUCGGCUUUCCUGUCCUGCUGUGACCCCUCUGACCCCAUGAGGUACACUCUGGCAGCCCAAGAUCUUCUGAUGAGGUCACGAGGAGUCCUGAAGGAGCGGGGGUGGCGGUUACCCAAUGAGAGACUUGGCUCGGGUGAUGACAUCACUGUCUUUAUCGUCCCGCUGAUGGGGCACGAGCUAGAGACAUGACAAGGUGUCAAGCCGCUGCUGAGAGAAGACUGACUCCUUAGGGCCCUUCUCAAGUGUCCCUCCCAAGCUCCUUACCCCUCAGACUGCUGGGGGGGGGGGAGUAAAAAAUCAACAAAACAAAACAAAAAAAAACCUUUUCCGAUCUUAAUCCGACUCAGGUUGGAGAAUCAUCGAUGUCAACCAAUAGAUCGGACCCGGUCCUGGCCUCCUCGUCCUCAGUCAUCGUUCAUUCCUCGUGUAACAAAAAAGAUAAAGACACACAGUGACAUUAUACGACAAGUUGCCCUCAUCCUCCCAGACCCCGCUUCAUGUGGUUGUUGCCAAUGAGAAUUACCUGUAGUUUUUACCUUUCGUUUUAGACCUCAGAGCUGACCGGCUGGUCGCACCUUUGAGCGGACUGGUCACCGUCCUGUCUAGUCCUAAAAGUUAUUCCCCCUCUUUGGGAAUAGUCUUGUCAGAAUGAUGCGGUUACUUCCUGUAAAGCAGCCCGCGGUCCAGAAUGUGGGUACCAAAGCAAUGUUAAUACAGCAUGGGAAUGAAUGACAGUGUAAUGUUAUAUGGGAGGCUGUGGGGGACACUGGACCAUGAGACAUACGUCUGUAUAUUAAAAGAAGCAUGGAGUUUUGUUUUUCCUUCUUUUUUCUUUCUCUUUUUUUUUUUGGAGGUAGAAUCAGAGGGAUGGACCUAGCAGCGGGCGGCAGACCCAAACGGGCUCAUCCGAGUCGGUAUCUCUGUUAACAUUUUUAAAGCUGUGGUGAAUGACGACGGGUGUUUUCAACACCGGAAGCACUUUAAUAAGACUGUCCUACAGGCUCUGCGGCGGCGUGUUGGUUGACUGGUGGUGAGAAUUUCAGUCUUUUAAUCGAAUGGUGGUACUGGAUCUGUUUCGUCUUAGUUGUGCCACCCCAGUAAAACAGAAAUGAUGACACGCGUUCGCUCUUCACAUCAUGACAAAAUCUUUGGGGUAUUGGGGGGGGGGGGGUAUUUAGUCUGCCCUGACUGGUAAAAGUCAUUCGUAGUCAACCAAUGUGUCGGUACGGUAGGAUGUGAUGAACUUCACAAAUAUGCCUUAUCAUACUUAAGAGAUGAGAGGGACUUAGAUGUUUGCUCUUUUUAUUAUUUUUUUUAAUUAUUUUUCUCUUUCAGAUGCACUAAAGUUUUACCCUGGAAGAAAUGACAAAAAAAUCAGAUGUUUACUUUUUUUACCUUUUUUUUUUCCAUUUCGUUAUUUGGAUUACCCAUAGCUUUUAUUUAAUAAAAAAUGAUUGUGAGCUGUAUCAGAAAAAAAAUGUGAAUAUUUUUAUGUCUCUUCCCAUCAUUUAGAAAGAAAUGUUGUGUAUUUGAGUGUGAACUACCAAUGGCAGGUAGAGGGAUAAUGUGUACUAUCAUAGAAAUAAAACAGA
Lampris incognitus (smalleye Pacific opah) is the source of this 3372-nucleotide messenger RNA. It is a transcript of the gene ppm1j, whose product is annotated as protein phosphatase, Mg2+/Mn2+ dependent, 1J. Gene Ontology annotation, biological process: protein dephosphorylation. Bases 467 to 1969 code for a protein of 500 amino acids. The transcript has 10 exons. Gene Ontology annotation, molecular function: protein serine/threonine phosphatase activity. The record is from RefSeq and is a predicted model, not a curated record. Lineage: Eukaryota; Metazoa; Chordata; Actinopteri; Lampriformes; Lampridae.